AUGCUUUAUUCAACCUUGCUUCUACCAUUAUACGCCUUGCUAGUCACAGCUAUUCCGUUCAGAAGAGGAGACUCCAACGAUCCAAAGGAGUACCUAGUCUCGCCAUUACCUGGUUGGGAUGAGUUACCAUCUGACUAUGCAAAGCCCAUCCAGUACGCCGGUCAAUUGGAGCUUUUUGCCGAAAACAACACUGACUACUUCUUCUGGAAAAUCAUUGAUUCCGACAAAAUUCCUGAAAACAAAAACCGUACAACGUUUUGGCUCCAAGGAGGGCCCGGCUGCUCAUCGCUUGAAGCAGUUUUUGCGGAAAACGGGCCAUUCAAGUUGAACGAGGAGAGACGCAUCACUGUCAACGAAGCUUCUUGGCAUAAAAUUUCCGAUAUGGUUUACGUUGACCAACCACCAAUGGUUGGUUACAGUGAAGGUGAGUUGAUUCGCAACUUGUACCAAGUGCAAGUAUACUUUAUGAGGUUCUUGGAAAAGUAUUUUGCAUUGUUUCCUGAUGACCUUGAAAAUGAUAUCUACAUUGCCGGAGAAUCUUAUGGUGGACAAUAUAUUCCAUACGUUGCUGAUGCGAUACUCAAGAGGAACAAGAAUUUGACCGAUGGACAAGAAGAGUACAAGUUAAAAGGAUUGCUCAUUGGAAAUGGAUUAGUGUCGCCAGACGAGCAAAGUUUAUCCUACGUUGAUUGGUUUAAGGAGAAGUUAUUGAUUGAUGAUUCCAACCCCAAGUGGUCUGAUAUAAACGAUGCCCAAAAAGCUUGUCAGGAUGUUGUUGAUGGCAAAGCAGCAAGUCCAAACGAAAACUACGCAUUCUCAUGUCGGUCCAUCUUAUCGAUUCUUUUGGAAGCCACAAAAAAUGACACAGCGCCAACGGAGCAGCAAUGCGUCAAUGUUUACGACUAUCAAUUACGUGAUUCUUAUCCAUCUUGCGGGUCGUCAUAUCCCCCAGUCACUGAACUCGUUACACCUUACCUUAAUAGCUCAGAGAUACAGCACGACUUGAACGUCAAAAAACCCGUCAAUUUCACAGAGUGCAGCACAGAUGUUCAGCACUCUUUUACUGCCACCAACUCACCCCCAGCCAAAGAGCUUUUACCAGGUAUUGUAUCCCAAAUCCCAAUAGUCUUGUAUAAUGGAGACCUCGACAUCAUUUGCAACUCGGAUGGAGUAUUGAAAUAUUUGUCCAACACAACUUGGAAUGGCGCAACGGGCUUUGACAAUGCCGAUAACAAAUCCGACUGGGUGGUUAGCAACGAAAAGGCAGGAUGGGUGUUGCAAGAAAGAGAUUUGACUUUUAUCAACAUCUACAAUGCCAGUCACUUGGUCCCAUACACACAGCCUCUAGUGUCUAGAUAUUUGUUUGAUUUUGUUACAAAUGAGUACACCAAAAAGGAUGGCGCCUUCAUCAGUCUGCCAAAAGAGGGGCUCAAAAAUUGA
Molecule: messenger RNA, 1440 nt
Organism: Lodderomyces theae
Lineage: Eukaryota; Fungi; Ascomycota; Pichiomycetes; Serinales; Debaryomycetaceae
Exons: 1
Coding region: 1-1440 (479 amino acids)
Biological process (GO): proteolysis; apoptotic process
Cellular component (GO): trans-Golgi network
Molecular function (GO): serine-type carboxypeptidase activity
Source: RefSeq, a predicted model, not a curated record